This is a messenger RNA of Budorcas taxicolor (takin), 1290 nucleotides long. RefSeq names its product gap junction protein gamma 2 (gene GJC2). Lineage: Eukaryota; Metazoa; Chordata; Mammalia; Artiodactyla; Bovidae. Gene Ontology annotation, cellular component: connexin complex. The record is from RefSeq and is a predicted model, not a curated record. Bases 1 to 1290 code for a protein of 429 amino acids. The transcript has a single exon. Gene Ontology annotation, biological process: cell communication.
AUGACCAACAUGAGCUGGAGUUUCCUGACGCGGCUGCUGGAAGAGAUCCACCACCACUCCACGUUUGUGGGCAAGGUGUGGCUCACGGUGCUGGUGGUCUUCCGCAUCGUGCUCACCGCCGUGGGCGGCGAGUCCAUCUACUCCGAUGAGCAGACCAAGUUCACGUGCAACACGCGGCAGCCAGGCUGCGACAACGUCUGCUACGACGCCUUCGCACCCCUGUCCCACGUGCGCUUCUGGGUCUUCCAGAUUGUGGUCAUCUCCACGCCCUCCGUCAUGUACCUGGGCUACGCUGUGCACCGCCUGGCCCGCGCCUCCCAGGAUGAGCGCCGCCGCGCCUCUCGCCGCCGCCCCGGCCGCCGCGCGCCCCGCGCUCCCCUGCCGUUGCCCCCGCCGCCCCACCCGGGCUGGCCCGAGCCCGCCGACCUGGGCGAGGAGGAACCCAUGCUGGGUCUGGGUGAAGAGGACGAAGACCCGGGAGUGGCCGAGGGCCUGGGUGAAGAUGACGAGGCUGAGGACACGGGGGCGGCCAAGGGCGCAGGAGGGGACACGAAGGUGCCUGGGGUCCCGGGUCCCGCGGGGCAGCAUGACGGGCGGCGGCGCAUCCAGCGCGAGGGCCUGAUGCGCGUGUACGUCGCCCAGCUGGUGGCGCGGGCCGCCUUCGAGGUGGCCUUCCUGGUGGGCCAGUACCUUCUGUAUGGUUUCGAGGUGCGGCCCUUCUUCGCGUGUAGCCGCCAGCCCUGUCCCCACGUGGUUGACUGCUUCGUGUCGCGGCCCACCGAGAAGACGGUCUUCCUGCUGGUCAUGUACGUGGUCAGCUGCCUCUGUCUGCUGCUCAACCUCUGUGAGAUGGCGCACCUGGGCCUCGGCAGCGCGCAGGACGCUGUGCGCGGCCGCCGCCCACUGCCCACCUCCCCCGGCCCCAUGCCCCGGCCGCCGCCGUGCGCUCUGCCCGCUGCACCUUCAGGCCUGGCCUGCCCGCCUGACUAUAGCCUGGUGGUUCGCACGGCUGAGCGUGCACGCGCCCAGGACCAGGACCUGGCCAGCCUGGCCCUGCAGGCGCUGCAGGACCGGCGGGCACUCGGGGACCUUGACAGUCCACCUGGCCCGGGCCUCCCAGCGAAUGCCCGGGGGCCUCCGAAGGCUGGCGCCCCUGCGUCAGGGUCUGGCAGCGCCACGUCAGGGGGCACCGUGGGGGGCCAGGGUCGGCAGGGGAUCAAACCCAGGAUGGGCUCAGAGAAAGGCAGCGGGAGCAGCAGCAGGGAGGGCAAGACCACCGUGUGGAUCUGA